Molecule: messenger RNA, 1025 nt
Organism: Chara braunii
Lineage: Eukaryota; Viridiplantae; Streptophyta; Charophyceae; Charales; Characeae
Source: the annotation of a GenBank genome assembly
CGCAAAGUUGGGAAUGACGGUGGUGGGGAGGUGAUGGCGGAGGGAGCGGAUGUAUUGGACGAAGCGGUCUGUGGGACCGGUUUGGCGGAGGUGGCAGAAUUGUUCGAGGUAGUCGUCAAUGGUUUUCUGGGGGYGGAAGGUGGCAGCGAGAAGUUUGGCCCGUUGGAGGAAGGAAUGACGUGGUCCUCCAGAGGCUCGGCGGUUGCUGACUUCAGUCAUUCACCAUUUGGCGGCAUUGCCGAGGAGGCGGGCGGUGGCAAUGGGGAGCCAGUGGGCAAGGGGCAUGUGGUGGAGGUGAAAAGAGUUCUGGAGCUGGGAGGUGGAGGGAACGGGACGAUGGUGGAGGUUGAUGGGUUGAUGGAUGUGGUGGUAGAGGUGGUAGGAGUGGAGGAGGUCGGCGGGGGGGUGUUGCUGGAGGCGGCUGUGGAGGAGGGAGUGGUUUGCACUGUGGAGGUUAAAGUGGUUUGCACUGUGGAGGAGGGAGUGGUUUGCGCGGUGGUGACGACCGUGAUGGAGGGGAUGGUCCCUUCGAGCGUGGUGACGCGGUCGCAUAUGGACGAUAUGUUGGCCUUUAUGUCAUCGAGAGAGGCGGUGACGGAGGUUCGGAUGGUGUUGAGUGCGUGGAGGAUGGCGGAGAGGUCGAGGGUGGCGGUGUUUGCUGGUGGUUGUUCGCCUGCGAGGUUGCGGGCGAUGCUAUGAACUAAGUCGGUGCGGAUGUCAGACAUGUUGAUGGAGAAUGCGGCCAUGUCAGGGGAAGAGGGGGUGGAGGACGUGGCCUGAACGGGUGUGGAGGAUGCCGCAGCAGCGGUGGUGGAAGCAGCGGUGGUGGAAACAGCAGUGGUGGUGGCGACGGCGGCACGUUGGGAGUUCUUGGUUCGGCGUGGUGGUAUGUGGAGGGGGGGGGGGAAUCCCUUAUUUAUUUAUCAAUAAAUUCAAAAAUAAAGAUAAUCGCCAAGUUUUUUUCAAAAAUAAAUAAAAAUAAAUAAAUAAAUAAAUAUAAAAUAAAAUAAAUGCUGAACAGAAAG